AGGAUGGGUGGGGUAAUGCGUAGUGUGGUUGAACGGACAAGGUGAAGGCUGUGAUACAUGCUCAGGCAAAGGACAGGCUUGAAUGGAAUCUUUUUCCUAGGGAGACCGUACGCUUCAGGAUUACUCACUCUUUGGAAAUAACUGCAUGUUUUAUUCAUUCAACCACAAUGGAGGCAACAAGUGAUACUACAAAAAUCCUUGAGAAGGGUCCUGAAUACCUUCGAAAGCAAAUGGAACUGGAGAGUGAGACAAAAGGAGGCAUGAGUGCUGUGGAGAGGCUCGCUGCAAGCAAACUGAAAUAUGUCAAAAGCAAGCAGGUGAUCAACUCAACUCAAGAGGCAGUAAUCAUUCUGGGAUCAGCCUCUGUGAGUAGCACUGGGUCUUCCAUCCGGAGCUCGAACCGUGGUGGGAAUCUUGUCCGAGGGAGUAACUCGAGAACGGCUACACGUGAUCCACAAAACACCAGCUCGCCAGGGCAGGUACGUCGAUCCAGCUCCAAAAAACGACCAGACUCUCUCUUGCUUUACAGGCAUAAAUGUGAGUUACUGAGAACGUCAGCAAAGGACCGGAAACACCACAUAACACCCAGGUUGCUGCCCAGUUCUGUGCAUAAAAGUGUUCCGUUACCCGAGGCAACAGAGAAGCAGUGUGAAGGUGAGCGCAACAAGGAAAUAAUCACCACACCUAAGGGAAUAGCAGAGGAUUGCAGCUCACAUGUAUUGACUGCUCCGUCAGAGAGGAGGAGGAAUGGAGCAGCAGAUCAACACGGCACAGAAAACAGGGAUUCUGGGUCAAAGGUGACAGCCGGUGUUGUGGGGAAAUUCGCUGGUCUCCUAACUGUUCCUGAGUUUGAAAGGUCUGGCAAAGGGGUCAGUCGGUCUCACUCUGACAUCAGCUCCAGGUACUCCAAACAUUUUGCAGACUUUGAUGUUUUUUUCAAGUAUUGUGGGCUGGGCGGUGAGGUUAUUGAGUCUUUGGGGAAGGAGAAUUUCUCUGCACGCUCAGAUGAAAUAGCAAUAAACACCCGGAGUCUCAGCGUUUCUACAGCGGACAACGGCUUCUCGAAGAACAGUGGAAACAGCGACGGACUACUGGAGGACAAGUUACAUGAAAGCAUGGGGCAGGGGACGUCAGUUAUUGAGCGCAAUGCAAGGAUUAUCAAAUGGUUGUACAGCUGCAAAAAUGCGAUAGAAACUGGAAAAAAGUUAAGAGACCUCGAUUGAGAUGUCUAACUAAGACCUAGACUUUUUGAUACUAACUCCUUGCUUUUGCCUGUGGACACUGGCUGUUGGUCUCACAUAUUUAGCUUGUGUGUACAUUUCAUGAUUUUAACAGUUUUAACAGAUUUUAACAGUUUUAUUAGUCAAAAAGAAAUACUCAACCACAGUGACAGGAGUCUCAUUCAGCUAAACUGAGCAACUAGACAAAAAUACUGACUGAAAUAUUGAUAUUCACUGAUAUUAAUAGUAAUUUAAUUUUCUUGAAUUGGAAUACUAACUAUUUCUGCUUAAAUAAUUCUCUACAAACUUGUAAAUAAUUAUUGAAUGGUUAAUAAAUAAUUUACUAGGUCAGUUAGAAGCUGGUAAUAAGUGCUAAUUUUGGGGUAAAUGAUUUAUGGUUCAUGGUUUCCAAAUGAAUUUGUAUUCUUCAGCAGGGUCUUUAAACAACCGUAAGCACCCAAGUGAUUUAACCUGCUUCUUAAAUUUAUAAUCCAAUAAAUGCACUUUCUCUUCAGCUGAAAGGUGCACAGUGCAUUACACACACACACACACACACACACACACACACACACACACACACACACACACACACACACAUACAAACACUGGUAAAAUCGUUAAAUGUAACUGCAGCCAGACAAAAGGCGUGUAGGUUGUCGUUAUUUUCCAGCCCAAGAAUCAGUUGGUCCGAAUCGUGUGUCAGAGGAAUGUACUUUAAUAAUCUGGUAGUUUAAGGCCAGUGAUCAGAUGUUAAUCAACCUCCCCUUCCUUUGCAAUCUCUGUCGGCUUUGUCUCUUCGACACAUUAUCUGACAUUCUGUCAUUAAGCCAACUCCCUGCUGAGUACCUGACACACGCACACUUGUGUGUGUUGCCCUACAGCUAAUCACCUAAUGCACAGCAGGUCUAUCGCAAUUCAGUCACAGCAAACAUCUAGAGAGAUAAACAUAUUCCACAUUGUCCUUAAAAAACAAUGACUUCAUGCAUAUUGAGUCCAGAGUUUUAACUGCGCAAGUGACAAAUAAUCUUUUUAAACUAAUUUGGUUGAUGCAAUGUGUCCAAUGGAAUAACCCCAAAGUCUGUUUCUCUCUCACCCACUCAGUAACAAUAUUGAUGUGAGUAUGGACUUAGCUGCACCCAUGUUUGAGAAACGCCUUUCACUUCUGCAGUAUAGCCUGGGUGACUAUUUAAAGUCAUGUCAUGCUCUCUCUUGUUUGAUGCCAGAACCUAGAGCCAGGAAGUUGAUGAUUCAGUUAGAAAAUGUCCACUUAACAUUUCAUAUGUGGUUCAACCUGCAAAAAUCAUUAGUGCAAAAUGUAUCAUUAUUGGCUGAAAAUGUACCCUGCUGGCAUUGCUGUGAACUUGUAUUAAUUAUUCUUAUAUUGGGAUUUGUAUUAUGUAAAAAGCUUAUUAUUACUGAUCCACAAAAUAAGACGAUGGUUGUGCUGCUGCCUGUUUUACAUGUGUUUUAUACCUAAGUUUUGUACAUUUUAGAGUUAUUAUUUGUCUUACAUAAACUGAAAUGUGUUAAUGGUAACACAUUGUGUGCACAUUUCAUCCUAUAUUGUGGGUAGGAUUCACUGAAUAUACAUGAUAAAAUUAAUGGAUCCUCAAUAAGGCCCAGUGAGGGCUGCUUGUAUUUGUUGAAAACCUUUUGAAUGUUCUGUCUGUCGCCUAAAGGGGGUGGUGUCUGUGAACAAGACUGCACUUAAUCAUUGUAAUCACAGGCACAAAGUGACAAUAUCCACAUAUACAAAAGUCUAAAUGGAUGCUUGAAAUGUCAGGCUAUUUUUUUGUUUAUUAGAGGCAGAACAAGAUAAAGGUGUUGCAGUAGUA
Molecule: messenger RNA, 3055 nt
Organism: Pseudoliparis swirei
Lineage: Eukaryota; Metazoa; Chordata; Actinopteri; Perciformes; Liparidae
Gene: fam110c
Product: family with sequence similarity 110 member C
Exons: 1
Coding region: 168-1223 (351 amino acids)
Source: RefSeq, a predicted model, not a curated record